AAUGCCAAAUACAAAACAACUCAAGAUAGAGUUUUAGGCAUGUGAUGUAAUUCAGACCUCGUUCUUUCUUUGUUGUUAUGUGCUAAAUUACUUUCAUGAAUUUAAGGGAGAGAGCACGUUUCUAAACAAGAAGGCAAUUUGCGUGGUCCUCCACCAGAUGUCCCUACCGUAAGCCCUGCAGAGCACAUUUAUUUACACGCCAAGCAGUUCUCUUCCCAGCUGAGAAAGGACCAGUGAGCAGUGCCAAGUGUGGUGGUAUCUGAGGUGCCAGUUGCACUGGGGAGACAGACAGGGAGUGAGGGCAGAAGAGGAAGGAAUGGAGUAGGCUCUCCUGCAUGCAGAGGGUGCCACCAUCUCACCCACCUGAUCCUAUUCACUUGAGCUGUAUUUGCUACCUGAUUUUUUUUUGACAGUGGGAAAAAGAAAUCAGAAUGGCUGGAUAAAUAACAUAGUUAGAAAGGGCUUUUAUUCCUUAACAGGGUGAUGCUGUUGCUGAGGUUUAUCUAGGUUGAAGGAACCUGCAGAACCGGUAUCUUUAUAGAAACUCUGGUCCGUCUGUAAUACAAGGAACAGGACAGGCACAUUAGGGCUUUUAAAACGACAUCUAAAAGGCAAAUGAAGCAGCCCUGAGGAAGAAGCAGCUGUGGAUAUGAACAGCGUGAAGCAACAGGAGUGAGUGUUGCAUACCUUCAUGCACCCACUCUAUGCUGUAUCUGUAAUAAAACUGUCACAGAGGCAGACAUGGGCUCUGCCACACUUGCACGUGCAAAGCUUUUGAACUGGUUGCUCUUGCUGUUGAGUCUGGUAUGCUGUUCUGCUGCGGCUUAUGUGGAUGAGCCCAACCCGAGCAACAGUUUCUUGCCUCACUAUGAACCUGAUCAGGCUGUUGGCUCUUCACAAGAUACAAGGCUACAUGUUUUCACAGUGGACUAUGGCUAUGUGCAAAUUCCCUAUGAAGUUACUCUUUGGAUCCUCCUUGCCUCUCUUGCAAAAAUAGGUUUCCACCUCUAUCACCGAUUACCCAGACUCAUGCCUGAAAGCUGCAUCCUGAUUGUCAUUGGAGCACUAGUAGGAGCGAUCAUUUUUGCUUCAGAUCACAAAUCUCCACCGGUGAUGGACUCAAGUAUUUACUUUUUGUAUCUCCUUCCACCCAUUAUCCUAGAAGAGGGUUAUUUCAUGCCAACUCGCCCAUUUUUUGAAAACUUUGGGUCCAUCCUGUGGUGGUCUUUGCUGGGAUCUCUGCUAAACUCAUUUGGAAUUGGCUUCUCCCUCUAUGCGAUCUGCCAAAUAGAAGCCUUUGGCCUGACUGACCUGGACCUGCUGCAGAACCUGCUCUUUGGCAGCAUGAUUUCAGCUGUGGAUCCUGUGGCAGCUCUGGUAGUUUUCGAAGAAGCCUCUGUUAAUGAGCAGCUCUACAUGAUGAUCUUUGGAGAAUCAUUGCUAAAUGAUGGAAUCACUGUGGUUUUAUAUAACAUCUUCAUUGCCUUCACCCAGAUGCACAGGUAUGAAGAAAUAGAAUCCAUCGAUGUCUUUGCUGGCUUCGCUCGUUUCUUCGUGGUGGGGCUAGGUGGCAUGUUGUUUGGCAUUGUCUUUGGAUUUGUUUCGGCGUUCAUGACUCGAUUCACCCAUAACGUUUCUGCUAUUGAACCCCUGCUGGUCUUCAUGUUCAGCUACCUGGCAUACUUGUCUGCUGAAACCCUUUACAUCUCAGGCAUUUUGGCGAUGACAUCAUGUGCAGUGACAAUGAAAAAAUACGUGGAGGAGAACGUUUCCCAGAAUUCCUAUACUACAAUAAAAUAUUUCAUGAAGAUGCUGAGCAGUGUCAGCGAGACCCUGAUUUUUGUAUUCAUGGGAGUGUCUACAGUGGGGAAAAACCAUGAGUGGAACUGGGCCUUCAUUUGCUUCACCCUGCUCUUCUGCCUCAUUUGGCGGACACUGAGUGUAUUUGCUCUCUUCUACAUCAGCAACAAGUUCCGAACAUAUCCCUUCACUUUCAAAGACCAACUCAUUAUUUCCUACAGUGGCCUUCGAGGAGCCAGCAGCUUCUCUCUUGCAUUCUUACUUCCAGUGAAUCUCUUCCCAAGAAAAAAAUUGUUCAUUACCGCUACUCUUGUAGUUAUAUAUUUCACUGUGUUCAUCCAAGGAGUCACAAUUGGACCAUUGGUCAGGUAUCUAGAUGUGAAAAAGACCAACAAAAAGGAGUCUAUCAAUGAAGAGAUUCAUGUGCGAUUGAUGGAUCAUUUGAAGGCUGGUAUUGAAGACAUAUGUGGACACUGGAGUCAUUAUCAGCUGAGAGAUAAAUUUAAGAAGAUUGAUAAUAAGUAUUUGAAGAAAAUCUUAAUUCGGGAACACCAGCCCAAAUCCAGCAUUGUGUCGUUGUACAAAAAGAUGGAGAUAAAACUGGCCAUUGAGAUGGCUGAGAGUAGCAUGAAACUUUCAGAAACACCUGCAGCUUCUUCACAGAACGGUAGAAAUCGCCGUGUGCAUAGGCUCUCCCACGCAGAGAUGAAGUCCAUGAGAGACGUCUUGGCACAUAACCUAUACCAAGUGCGACAAAGGGCACCAGCAUACAAUCGACACAACCUGCCUACCAGUGCAAACGAGAAACAAGCCCAAGAAAUCCUCAUCCGUCGGCAGCACAGCCUGAGGCAGAGUUGCAGGAAAGGAAACAGCUUACCUUGGGGUAGACCGGUUAACACCACAGAAGUACGCUACCUCUCCUUGCCUCAGGGCCCCAGACAGCGCACAAGACAAAAAGCCAGGCAUGUUACUUUUACAGAUCACCACAGAAGUGGCUCUGAUGCUGCAUUCCCAGUAAUGUCCAGACCCCAGCCCCGACUACGACCACUUGAAGCAAAGCACCACCAGGAAGAGCUGAUUCCAAUGGCACACUUGGAUAGACGAGCACGCCCAUCCAAUCCAUCAGGUCGAAGAGGAAAUUCAAUCAGGCAGCAUCGUUUCACCAGAGCAGAAAAUCUAGCUCUAAUGCCAAAGUCUCAGUUCACUGUGGGAGAAGUAAAGGGAUAUGAGUCAGAAGAAGAGACAGUUAAAAUGGCACCAGCCAAGCCAUUAGACAUAUGAGGAGCACAGAAGAGCAAUGUUUGCAUCUCUAGGGCCCUCUGUGCACUGCUCCAGAGAAAAUAACAAAGCUCUUAUAUGAACCAAACCACAAUUUUCCUUCUGGGACUACUGCACUUGUUCUCAUAUCACUUUCAAAUGCUGUAUCAAGGUACUUAGUGGCUCAGAGAAGACUCAAAUUCUUACAUGUUUCUGCCAAGCUUUCUUUCCAACAAAACACUGCAGGAAAGAGGAACGUGACCUUUGUAGGGGUUUGGACAGGGAUUUAAAUGACGAUAGUUGGGCACAUGCGAUGCUAUAGGUGGAAGCUAAUGUUGCCUUUCUCUGUUCUGCACUAUGGCCUGCAUCCAGAAGAAAGAAACACUGAAGGACAUACUUGGCACAUGAGUUCCAAGAUUGGUAACUUCAACUUGCUUAAAGCUUUUGACCUCAGAGUAGCUGAGAUUUUCCAGGAAAAAGUUAAAAAACAGAAAUGCAUUUCUAGGCACCUAAAUGUCAUGGAAGAUGUCUAAAGAAAUACUUGAGUAAAAAGGAUUUCUAGUGAACAUUUUCAGCACCACCAGAGGAAAAAAAUAAAACACUUUUUUCCC
Neopsephotus bourkii (Bourke's parrot) is the source of this 3668-nucleotide messenger RNA. RefSeq names its product solute carrier family 9 member A4 (gene SLC9A4). NCBI's taxonomy places the organism in Eukaryota, Metazoa, Chordata, Aves, Psittaciformes, Psittacidae. The transcript has 12 exons. The coding region runs from base 742 to 3081 and encodes 779 amino acids. Gene Ontology annotation, cellular component: membrane. Gene Ontology annotation, biological process: proton transmembrane transport; regulation of pH; sodium ion transport. Gene Ontology annotation, molecular function: sodium:proton antiporter activity. The record is from RefSeq and is a predicted model, not a curated record.